Messenger RNA from Manis pentadactyla (Chinese pangolin), 3028 nucleotides. It is a transcript of the gene TSPAN33, whose product is annotated as tetraspanin 33. The record is from RefSeq and is a predicted model, not a curated record. Lineage: Eukaryota; Metazoa; Chordata; Mammalia; Pholidota; Manidae. The transcript is spliced from 8 exons. Gene Ontology annotation, cellular component: membrane. The coding region runs from base 267 to 1118 and encodes 283 amino acids.
GGCCGGGCUGGUCCUCCGGCCGCUGCGGAACCGUAGCCGCUCACGCUGCUCGCAGCAGCUCCCGCGACUCCUGGCGCCUCCGGCAGCGGCGGCGUUCUCCUGCGCGCGCUUCUCCCGGACGCACAGCUGGGGUACCUCCCGCCGCGGCGCAGCUUCCCCGCCGCUCGCGCGUCGGCGGUGGCGCGGCUCAUGCCCCACGGCUGGGAGCGCGCAGGUGGGCCGGCCGCCGCAGGGAGAUAGGCCCCCGGGGCGACGGCGGCGCGACCAUGGCCCGAAGACCCGGGGCGCCGGCCGCCUAUGGGGAGGAGUUUUCCUUCGUCAGCCCGCUGGUGAAAUACCUGCUCUUCUUCUUCAACAUGCUCUUCUGGGUGAUUUCCAUGGUGAUGGUGGCUGUGGGAGUCUAUGCUCGGCUGAUGAAACAUGCAGAAGCAGCCUUGGCCUGCCUGGCAGUGGACCCAGCCAUUCUGCUGAUCGUGGUGGGUGUCCUCAUGUUCUUGCUCACUUUCUGUGGCUGUAUUGGAUCCCUCCGUGAGAACAUUUGCCUCCUGAAGACGUUCUCAGUCUGCCUCAUCAUCGUGUUCCUGCUACAGCUGGCCGCUGGGGUCCUGGGCUUCGUCUUCUCAGACAAGGCAAGAGGGAAAGUGAGUGAAAUCAUCAAUAAUGCCAUUGUGCACUACCGAGAUGACUUGGACCUGCAGAAUCUCAUUGAUUUUGGACAGAAGAAGUUCAGCUGCUGUGGAGGGAUUUCUUACAAGGAUUGGUCCCUAAACAUGUACUUCAACUGUUCGGAAGACAACCCCAGCCGUGAGCGCUGCUCUGUGCCUUACUCCUGUUGCUUGCCUACUCCCAACCAGGUAGUGAUCAACACCAUGUGUGGCCAAGGUAUGCAGGCCCUUGACUACUUGGAAGCUAGUAAAAUCAUCUACACUAAUGGCUGUAUUGACAAGUUGGUCAACUGGAUACACAGCAACCUCUUCUUACUUGGUGGUGUAGCUCUGGGCCUGGCCAUCCCCCAGCUGGUGGGAAUCCUGCUGUCCCAGAUCCUUGUGAAUCAGAUCAAAGAUCAGAUCAAGCUACAGCUCUACAACCAGCAGCACCGCGCUGACCCAUGGUACUGAGAAUUCCAUCCGCACUUCCUCACUAUGGAGACAGGCAAGCCUCAUUGACCAACAGCAGUGAAUACAGCUCUCAGCACCAAAUGGAGAUUUGGAUUCCAGUCCCCCAGUGACAGCCCAGUGGGAAGAAGCAAACUCCAGAUGGGCAGCAGGCGGGGUGCAUAGGUGGCUCAAGUCUCAGAAGGAUGUGCUUCCUCUCCCCAUCCUAGCCCUCAGCGUUGUUAGAAAAUUAUUUUGUAUUGUUUUUAUGGAUUUGGGUUUAUGUUUUUGAAAGUUUUGUCUGGGCAGAGAUGUUUGGGAAAUGGCAGUUGCUAGCUGCUACUUCUCACUGAGGCACUAAAACUGACAGCUCUACUAGGGCUGCUGCUGAGCUUGAUGGACAGAUAUAAUCAGAUUCUGACUGUUGCCAGCAGGAUCUGCCUGGAGUCCAGUUGGCACCGUACCAGCUCCAGAAGGGAAAGGAGCAGAGCAGGCAGUGAGCUUGGGGGUCGGCUGGGGACAGUUUGUCUGUGUUGGGUAGGACUGGAAGGCGGUAUGUUUACUAAAUGCCAGCCCUGCCAUCCUCCCAGGUAGUCAUAGUGAGCUACAUCCUGCCCCACCCUCAUUGCCAUGGAAACAUGGAGCAAGGGCAAGGGGGUGCAACAGCAGCCAAAUUCAUCCCUCUCCUACCCCCACUUUGAAAAAUGUUUGGAACCAUGGUCUCUAUUCUACCGCCAGCAGACGUGGGAUUGAGCCAUAUGUGCCCUUGAAUUCCUCCUGUCUGGCCCUCCCUCUCCAGUAAGUGGAGUUUCUUUAACCUUGGCAGUGUGGAGAGGAGAGGGAACACCCUUGUUCCCAAGCACCAAGCUCAGUAUUCCUAGUGUAAGAAGCAGGGAUUGUGUUGGGGCAGGGGCAGCCAGAGAAGGCAAUAAAAGUUUGUUGACCUGGGCUAAGCAGGACUCCAUGAAUUUUCCAUUCUGGCAACCGGAAGGGGAGGGGUGGAAGGGCCCAGCUGGUGGGAGGGGACUGGACUCCCCUGACCACUACAGUACCUUCUUGGCCCCACCACUUGCCCUAUAUCCCCAGGCAGAAGCACUGCACCCCUUUCACAACCCCGCCCUCUCUGGUCUACAUUAGGUGAAAGAUUUCCAGUUCUGGAUCUGUGAGUGGUGUAAUUUUAUCCCAAAACCCGAUUUAAUUUUUUUCCAAACUAAAUUAAUUAAAAAUUUUCGGGAUGGGAGUGGGUAAGGCUACAUAACUGCCAAUCAAUAGUCUAGCCCUCUGCGCUGCGGGGGAGGAGAACGAGGAGGAUGAAGGCCAUCGUCUUCACUCCCAAUCUGGGCCAUCUGCCUCCCUCCUCCAUCUUUAUCUGAAGGAGCUGGGUACCGCCGCCGCUCUUCGCUUUUUCUUACUCGGAAGAGACGUGCAGCGUGCAGCGGUACUUACUCGCGCUCAGACGAGCGUGCGAAGGAGGCAGGCUGGGAGGCCCCGAGCAGGGCGGCCGGGCGGGCGCGUCCGGGGGCGGGGCCGGGGCGGGGCCGCGCGGCGCCGUGGGUGGUCCCUGCCCCCGCCGAGGCCCGAGCCUGAGCCUCAGCACCCGGCCGGGCAAGAGUUGGGGGCUGAGUUGCGAAGGAGCGGGUGCUGGGCUGUGUGACCCCGCUAUCCCGUGAGGGUCCCCCGAAAUCUCCUCGUCCCCUGCUGCCCGGGGACUCAGACUAGGGGCUUGGCCUGAGUUGGGAAAGACUCGAGAGAAUCCCUCCCCUGUUGGGGAGACAGUCGCGAGUUCUCUCUCCCUGCCCCCAGUUUCUCCAAAGCGAGCCUUCUGCUCCCGAGAGGGCGCCUUUCCAGCAGCCGCCCGGGGAACCCAGCCAAUGUUUAGCUCCAGCUAGUAACAGAACGGAAAGAGAAAAAUAAAAUCAUCACAAAUAAAAAAA